AUGAGCGCGGACCUCGCCGAAGACAUACGCCCCUACCAGUCAAGCCUCAAGUCACAUACUGUCUUCUACAACCCCAAAGCGGCGGUGAAGGCCUGGGAGGCGAUGGAAAAUGAGAUGGGUAUCAGCAGCGACGCAGGGCGGCAGCCCGCCCGUCAAAUCUCCCACAUCCUCGCCGUAACAGCAAGACAAGGUUAUCUUCGCUCGGCUUCUGCCGAGGUCAGGUGUGCUAGAACCAUAGAUGACUACUUGCAGUUAGAGCAAGAGAGGGUGGAGGAUUUCUUCAACCGCGGUGGAGGCACCUUUUUCCCUCAGUGGCGGGAGAGUGAAGAGCAGAAGAGAAAUCUCUUGUCCGCGGCUGGCUUUUGGAUAUUUCCGCGGGGACAUUUGAUACUCUAG
This is a messenger RNA of Clonostachys rhizophaga, 396 nucleotides long. NCBI's taxonomy places the organism in Eukaryota, Fungi, Ascomycota, Sordariomycetes, Hypocreales, Bionectriaceae. The record is from the annotation of a GenBank genome assembly.